Molecule: messenger RNA, 1793 nt
Organism: Asparagus officinalis (garden asparagus)
Lineage: Eukaryota; Viridiplantae; Streptophyta; Magnoliopsida; Asparagales; Asparagaceae
Exons: 5
Coding region: 188-1594 (468 amino acids)
Molecular function (GO): metal ion binding; phosphatidylinositol binding
Source: RefSeq, a predicted model, not a curated record
ACCCUAAAUAAAAAUAAAAACCCUUCCUUUUUCUACACGAAUUCUCUCUCUCUCUCUCUCUCUCUCUCUCUCUCAUUUCUUCCAAACCACGAAUUCUCAACUUCGCCCUUUUUGAUCGAAAAGUGGGGGUCUGUUCUGUUAAUAAUUGCGCGUAAUGUUGAGUGAAUGAGUAAUAAAGUCUGAAGGAAUGUCUUCGUAUUCUUCAUUGGCUAGACUUGUCAGCCAAGGCUGUUAUGGUGACAACUUUAUAGCAUUCCAGAGUGACCCAGCUCAAAGCAGUUGCUCAUCAGGGCAAGGAACAUGGAAACAAAAUCAUCUCUAUCAGUUACCAGGCAACUCCAACCUUUAUGAUGAUUCUGAUACGGCUGAGGAUCUUUAUAUCUCACCUCAGCCUCCAGCAAAGCCUGAAGUGAACCUUAAAAAUGUGUUGAGUGGGAUAGUUGCCAUUUUGACUGGUAGUAACAAAGGUCUUGGCACCAUGUUACCUGAGCAAGAAUCUGACUCAACUGUGGAAUUUUUAGGACCUGAAGUAAAUGGGGUUAGUUCUUUGCAUUCAUCAGUAUGUGCACCAAGUGCACCACCAUUAACUGAGGAAGAUGCUAUUAAUUAUACUGUAUAUCGAGAUUUGUUGGUAGCAGAUCCACCAGAAUGGCUGCCUGAUAGCUGCACUAAAGUCUGCAUGCAGUGUAAUUCUCCAUUUACUGCUCUUACCCGUGGGAGACAUCACUGUAGAUUUUGUGGACAUAUAUUCUGUCGAGCAUGCAGUAAAGGAAGGUGCUUGUUGCCUGCUAAAUUCCGGUUGCAAGAUCCUCAAAGAGUGUGUGAUGCUUGCUAUGAUAGGCUCCAACCAGUUCAAGAAACACUAAAGCACUUCAUAAGCAAUGCAGCACAGUCAGCAAAACAUGACGUCAUGGAUUGGACAUGCACUAGGGGGUGGUUAAAUUUACCUAUAGGAUUGUCCAUGGAGCAUGAAAUAUAUAAGGCAGCAAAUACUUUGACGAACUACUGCCAGGUUGCUAGACUAAAUCCUGAAAAGUCAAUUCCUCAGGCAGUUCUCAAAGGAGCAAGCGGGCUUGCUAUUCUAACAGUUGCAAAAGUUGGUGCCCUUCUUACAUACAAGCUUGGGACUGGUCUAGUAGUGUAUCGAAGAUCAGAUGGUUCAUGGUCAGCUCCAUCUGCUAUUCUCUCAGCUGGUUUGGGAUGGGGAGCACAGAUUGGUGGUGAACUGAUGGACUUUAUCAUUGUGCUUCAUGGUUAUGAGACUGUCAAAACAUUUUGCAGCCGAAUGCACUUCUCCCUUGGAGCUGGUUUGAGUGUUGCAGCAGGACCAGUUGGCAGGGUUUUUGAAGCCGAUUUCCGUUCUGGGGAUAGAGGUUCUGGCUUGUGUUAUACUUACAGCUGCAGCAAAGGUGCCUUUAUUGGGGUCUCCCUCGAGGGAAGUAUUGUCACAACAAGGAUGGAUACUAAUUUGAUGUUUUAUGGGGAUCCUUAUAUGACGACGGCGGACAUUCUCUUGGGCACGGUGCAGAGACCUAUUGCUGCACAGCCAUUGUAUUCUGCUCUUGAUAACCUUUAUUCCAAUCUCGGUUGUUAGCCUUCGCUGAAAGGAUACUCUUGUAUAUAAUUCUUGCUUUCACUUCGCUUUGAAAUGUCAUCUACCAAUGAACAACAUAUGUUGAUUGGAAUUCUUACAAUUGUACAGUUAUUAUAAAUUGCUUGUACAGAGUUACUUAUGGAAAAUAUACAUUGUACAUACAUAUAUUCAAAGAAAAAUACGUUUACCAUUGCUGCUA